AUGGCUUCCUACUCGCAGUACCUCACCAAAGAGAAAGAAGAUGAACUUCGCGGCAUCGCCAACGCUAUUGUGGCCCCCGGCAAGGGAAUUCUCGCUGCUGAUGAAUCCACUGGAAGUAUGGAUAAGAAAAUGAAGAACAUUGGCACAGAGAACACUGAAGAACAGCGUCGAAAAUACAGACAGCUUUUGUUUACUGCAAGCCCCGAAAUGAGCAAGCACAUUUCUGGUGUAAUCAUGUUCCACGAGACUUUCUAUCAAAAAUGCGAUGAUGGGACGCGUUUCGUUGAUGCGCUGAAGAAGCAAGGCAUUAUACCGGGAAUUAAGGUUGACAAAGGUGUUGUGCCCAUGGCCGGUACUGUUGGAGAAGGUACCACUCAAGGAAUGGACGAUCUCAAUGCUCGAUGUGCUCAAUAUAAGAAGGUGCUCGCACGUUACGCCUCUAUCUGUCAGCAAAAUGGCCUGGUACCAAUCGUCGAGCCAGAGAUUCUUCCGGACGGCGAGCAUGACAUAGACAGAUGCCGAAAGAUCACCGAGACCGUUCUGUCUUACUGCUACAGAGCCCUCAACGACCACCACGUCUACCUUGAAGGAACUCUACUGAAGCCGAACAUGGUAACUGCUGGGCAGGCCUUCAAGGGCAAAAAACCAUCGCACGAUGAAAUCGCGCUUGCAACCAUAACUGCUCUUCAACGUUCUGUUCCAGCUGCUGUUCCUGGAGUGGUGUUCCUUUCGGGAGGGCAGUCUGAGGAGGACGCCACCCUUAACUUGAAUGCUAUGAAUAAGCUAGAUACGAAGAAACCAUGGGCACUAACAUUCUCAUAUGGUCGAGCUCUACAAGCAUCAUGCAUGUCGAAGUGGUCAGGAAAGGACGAGAACGUCAAAGAUGCUCAGGCGGUGUUCAUGCAGAGAGCGCAGGCGAAUUCACUGGCCGCCCUUGGCAAAUACUCUGGCGAUCCGAACGCCGACAAGGCUGCUUCACAGUCUCUAUUUGUGGCUAAUCAUGCCUAUUGA
This is a messenger RNA of Ostertagia ostertagi, 1011 nucleotides long. NCBI's taxonomy places the organism in Eukaryota, Metazoa, Nematoda, Chromadorea, Rhabditida, Trichostrongylidae. The record is from the annotation of a GenBank genome assembly.